AUUAACUACAGCUGCACUUUCAACGAAGAAUUCAAGUACAUCUUGUUGCCUGUGUCCUAUGGCACUUUCUUCGUGUUGGGGCUGGUUCUCAACGCUGUGGCUCUGUGGAUGUUUGUGUGUAAGAUGCGGCCGUGGAAUGCCACGACUAUCUACAUGUUUAAUCUGGCCAUGUCUGACCUGCUGUAUGUGCUGUCUUUGCCACUGCUCACCUAUUACUACGCCAACCGCAAUCACUGGCCAUUUGGCGUGGUGCUUUGCAAGCUUACCCGCUUCCUCUUCUACUCCAACCUGUACUGCAGUAUCCUCUUCCUGACGUGUAUCAGUGUGCAUCGCUACCUCGGUAUCUGCUAUCCCAUGCGCUCACUGCGGUGGCUGAAGGUCAGAAACGCUCGGCUCAUCUGCCUGUUGGUCUGGGUCGCUGUCAUCAGCUGCCUUGUUCCCAAAUUGAUCUUUGUCACCACCAGCCGCCGCGGUGAGGACAUUCUGUGCCACGACACAACCCGUCCUGAACUCUUCCCUAAGUAUGUUGCUUACAGCUCGUCCAUCAUGGCUCUCCUCUUCAUCAUCCCCUUUCUCGUCAUCCUCUUCUGUUACACCUUCAUGGCCUGGGAACUGAGCAAAGUCCACAUGCCCACCUCCGAGACCAAGCGCAAGUCUAUCAAGAUGAUCAUCAUUGUGCUGGUGGUCUUUGCAGUGUGCUUUGUCCCUUUCCACAUCACCAGGACCAUGUACUACAGCUUCCGCUUGCAGGACAAGGGUUGCCGAGCGCUCAACAUUGUGAACUUUACCUACAAGAUCACACGACCACUCGCUACUGCCAACAGCUGCAUUGACCCCAUCCUGUAUUUCCUGGCUGGAGACAACUACAGGGGUAGGCUGGUGUACGCCUUGACCAGGAGAGCCUGCAUCCGGAGACCAGAGGCUCGCGGCUGCAAGGGGAGUGGGCUCUCAGUGAUUAUCACCAGUGAGGGCACCUUGCCCUCCAAUCCCUAGCCCGAGAGUUGAGACAAGAGCACAGAGCAAGAAGGAAAAUCAACAUCAGUUGCAGCCUUUGUAUUUUGCUAAGAUGCUAACGGAAUCUCACAAAUGUUAAUUUGGUCACAGACUUUAGGACAAACCCAGUUAAACCCAGCUCUCACCUCCUGACAUGCACAAAUGUUGAAGAAGAGCUUGGUGUUUCUCUGGGUGUUGUGACUGAUCAAUACCUAAACUCACCAAACACAGAUAAAUUUGUGAAUUAUCUCACUGCGUGAAUGGAGGGGGGUGAUGUUAGGCACAGAUAUCCUGCUGUAUUUACCGACAUCAAAUAUUUAGGUUUCACCCACAAAAUAUACAGUCAAUUCACUGAACAGUAUAUUUUGUGAAGUGCUUUGAGAUGUCUCGAAGAUGUGAUAAGACGUCAUGUCAAAUGCAAGGAUUAUUAUAACAGUCACCGCACUUCAAAGUAACUGACUGCGUGCGGGGCAUUCAGAAGGUAAUAAAAUACUGUAUGCAAAAAGCCUGCCUCCCAUACAAGGACCAGAAUAGAGGGGUCUGGCCCCAGGGCAAACAAUGACGCCACAAACACUAGGAGCAUUUGGUACCAUUUCAACUGUGGAUUUUAUGACAGAGUUAAUAUGAUGGAAGGUUGCCAUGGAUAGGCUGCACCAACAAGCCGGAGGUAAAAAGUGCUGUAUAAAUGUAAUUUGUAAGGAAUCAAAGGGGAACUGGGUGUGAUUAUUGAUCUUUCACUAAAGGCUUUCAGUCAGUGUAACAUUGUCGUCAAUGGAGCUGAUCAAACACUUGGUGCAUUUUGAAAACAUGUGAUGAGAAGUCAAAAUAAAUGAUGUUUAAUCUUGUUCCAAUCAUAGGCGAGAGCCUGUUCAAAUGGCAUUCAAGAUCCUAUAGCACUAACAUUCAAAACGAGAAGCGAGUUUCUCCUAAUGUCUGGGAUGAAUAGUUGAUUGACAGCAGACUGGAGGAUAAUAAUAAUAAUUAGAUGUCUCAAAGCGCUUCACA
Molecule: messenger RNA, 1998 nt
Organism: Callorhinchus milii (elephant shark)
Lineage: Eukaryota; Metazoa; Chordata; Chondrichthyes; Chimaeriformes; Callorhinchidae
Gene: p2ry4
Product: pyrimidinergic receptor P2Y4
Exons: 1
Biological process (GO): G protein-coupled receptor signaling pathway; transepithelial chloride transport
Cellular component (GO): plasma membrane
Molecular function (GO): G protein-coupled purinergic nucleotide receptor activity; G protein-coupled UTP receptor activity
Source: RefSeq, a predicted model, not a curated record